This is a messenger RNA of Amorphotheca resinae ATCC 22711, 3464 nucleotides long. RefSeq lists its product as hypothetical. The record is from RefSeq and is a predicted model, not a curated record. The transcript has 5 exons. Gene Ontology annotation, cellular component: nucleus. The coding region runs from base 187 to 3156 and encodes 989 amino acids. NCBI's taxonomy places the organism in Eukaryota, Fungi, Ascomycota, Leotiomycetes, Helotiales, Amorphothecaceae. Gene Ontology annotation, molecular function: RNA binding.
AUCACAAACUCCAGGUGAAUCACCAACAGGGUCCUUUUCCCACUUAGAUCUGCCCUGUUGCAGAGAACGGCCGUACACUCGCUUCCUUCUUCGACUUCUUUCUCCCAUCGACCUCACGAGAAUGUCUUGAGGCGCAACCGCGUUCUGCCGUUCACGUUGUAGAAGUUGCGACGGCGAUCUCUGAGGAUGGCUGUAUCUGCGACCACGGCAGCUCAAGCAGAGCUCAUCAGCUCGCUCUCCCAAGAUGAUAUCCCGAUCAAGCUUCGAUGCGCGAUCUGUAGUAGGCUGGCUGUCAACGCGUUCCGGCUCCCAUGCUGCGAGCAAGCGAUAUGCGAGACGUGCCAGUCAACUCUCCCCUCUUCCUGCCCAGUCUGCGAACAUACUCCUGUCGCUGCAGAAGACUGCAAGCCGAAUAAGUCUCUUCGAACCACAAUCAAAGUUUUCCUGCGAACUGAGGAGAAGAAACGCGAAGCGCUUCGAUUGAAGGAGACGAAGAAUAGUGCCCCUGCCACGCCUUUGGAGGUUACUGCAACUCCAGUCGAGGCAUCUACCCCGGCAGAGGCAAUUGAGCCCAACGUAGCUGGCGCAGCAGAGACCAAGUCAGAACCAUCUUCUGCCCCUACGGGAGAUCAAGUUGAAGAGCCUCCCGCCAAUGUUGGUGCUACCGAACAAGCCCAGCAAGCUGAGGCGGACAUCCCUCAACCGUCUAUAGAGGAGAUCACGCCUGGACAGGAGCCGACAGAGGAGACUGUAGAGACCAAUGCUAAUUCCGCAGAAGAUACAGUUGCCGAAAAGGAAAAGGAACAGACCGAUGAAAAUGGCGCAAACGAUCAGUCGACCACAGGCCAGGACGUCUCACAGACACCCGGGUUUGGAACUGGAUUUGGCUUUGAUUCCAGUGCUGCUGGAGGCUUCCCUGCCAUGGGAUUUGGUGGCGAUUUCAAUCAGAUGCAGAUGAUGAUGAUGCAAAACGGCAUGGCACCAAACGCCUUUGGCAGCUUUCCCAUGAUGGGAAUGCCUGGAAUGAGCAUGGAUCCAAUGAUGAUGCAGAACAUGUUUAUGAAUGGUGGGUUUGGCGCUGCAGGCAUGAACGGCAUGAACAUGAACAUGGGUGCGGGAAUGGGUGGCUUCGAUGGCGGAGUUGGUGCAGGAUUCAAUAAUGGAUGGAACGGUCAACAAUCAUGGAAUAUCGGACCAGAUAAUUUCAAUCAUCCAAAUGCAUCAGGCAUGGGUACUGGUGAUUAUGGUUCCAAUAACUCUGGGUUCGCUUCCCAUGCUGCACGAUAUAAUCAAGGUAAUUAUGGACGCGGAAACCAAUACAAUGACUACCAGAACCAGAACUAUGGCUACCAACAGCGUGGCCGAGGUAGGGGUCGAGGAGGUUUUGGCCGUGGAGGCUACGGGUAUGGUUCAAAUGAAGCAUUCUCACAACAGUUUCCCCAGCAGUUUGGUUCAGGAGAAGGAGCCAAUGGCGCCAUGAGUGAUACAGCAUCUAUCCCCAAUGGACCGAAGGCGGAUGCGGCUCAGGCCACACCCAGUAAUGUCGAUGAAUUUGGCAGAGAGAUACGCCAGACAUCAGAAGCUAAAGACGGGGCAUCAGCCGAACCCGCCUCAAAAGACGACAACACGCCUGCUCCACCCGACAACGAUGGAACUGAAGUAAAUCAAGAUGCUGUACCAAAGGACACAUCAGCUCAGCCCGAUGACUUUACCCCAAAACCAAUUCAGACUCUGGACGAGAUUCAAGCUCCCUUCGUCCCAAACGGAUUCCAUGGCAUGUACGGCCCGUCUCGAGGAGGCUUUGGCCCAGGUUUCCCUGGACGUGGUGGUUUCAAUUCCAUGCAGCCGCCUCCCGUAAAACCGGUCGAUGUGCCUCUCAAUGCGCCUACAGGACCGAAGGCUAUGCGCGAAGGCUUGCCAAAUACUGGUCUUUCGGGGUUGAGAGGACGUGCAGCAUUCAUGCCGUCUGUUGGGAGACCAAGUUCGGUGACCAAUGGCAGUAUGAGUGCACCACCAGAGCCGGAACCAAGCGACAAAGAUGGCAAAGAGCGAGAAAGGAGUAGGUCGCCGUCGAGAGAAAAAUCUAAGGAGAGAUCCAGAUCAAGAGAGAGGAGGAGAAGCAGGAGCAGAGACAGACAUCACCGCAGGCAUAGGCAUAGGUCGACCUCCCUCUCGGAAGACGAGAAGGAGUCUGAACGACGAAGACAACGCAGAAGAGAGCGCCGUCGUCGACGCGAAGAAGAAGAAGCAGAUGAUCACGAGGAUCAUGGUUCUAGAGAGAGAUAUGCUGAUGACGACGGAAGAGACGUGGAGGAUGAAAGAUCAAGAUCCGCAUCUCCUUCUGAUUCUAAACGCUCGAGCCAUAGGAGCCGUCGAGACAGGGAUAAGUACAGAGAACGAGACAGAGAGAGCGAUAGAGAGUACAAAUCAUCCUCACACAAACACCGCUCCAGCCACCGUCACCGCGACGACAGAUCUAGAAGCCGAGAUCGAGAUCAUGAGCAUCGACAUCGCCAUACCCAUCGAGGCUCCGAGGACCCUGAAGAUAGAGCCGAGAAAACCGACAAAUCUAUACCCCCGACCCCACUCGAAUCAGAAGACGCCGCAGGCAGACCAUCAACGAGCUCUAACGCUACUAAUGGCAUCGAAAUCAAAGGUGCGAGCAGCCGUCGCAAAACCGCACUCGACGAGGUAGUCAUUCCUACGGGUCCGCGACAAGAUCGUCUCUCUGGCCGAGAACGCGAAAAAGAACGUGACAAAGGCAGGGAGAGCCGUCACCAUCGGGAUGAUGAUGAUUCCCGGCAUCGGUCCUCCAGACAUCACAAUUCCGACCGUGAAAGAGAGAGGGAGCGAGAAAGAGCCAAAGACAAAGAGAGAGAGAAGGACAGAGCGAGAGCAGCUCCUACCGCCCCCGCAGUGCAGGAUCCACAUACCCUUGAGCGAGAAGCGCGUAAUCGGGAGCGGUUACUUAAAGAAGCGCAGCGGAUAGCGGGCUUGACGGCUGGGAUGGCUGGCGCUAGGAAGCGGAGUCGUGAUGAUGGCGAUGAUGCUCGUAAGGGGAGAAAGAAGGGACGCAGAGGUACGGGUAGUGAUGAGAGCGACGAGGCGCGCAUCGCGAGGCUAGAAGCUGAGAGGGAGAGCGCGAGAUGGGAUUAAUUACACAAAAAAUUCGGGUUGCGUUGCGGGAAUAUAUACUCUGGUUGAGAGAGUAUGUUUGCUAGCAUUACCAGAGAUAGCGGAUUCAUAUUUGGGUUGAUGGGCUGAAGUGCCCUUGCCAUCGCUCUUUGGCCUUUGAAUCUGGCGCGAGAGAGAGGCUCUUUGUACGUUAUGAUAGACAAGGGCGGUAGCAUAAUAAUGCCAGUGAUUACAUAUCCUGAACCACAGCAGAUUUCUUAGAAUAAAUAUAUACGGCUCAUAUUUGGUUAGGGAGCAUUCAUUAACUCUCAUAGCUAUAUGAAAAGGAC